UUUCUCUAUUUAAAAAGUGUUUGGUGUCAGACUCUGUGUACUUUCCAAAAGUGAAGUGUUGAGAUACAUGUUUUUCUUCCUGUUUAUAGAAUAAAAGCUGUUAGUCCAACACUCUUUAAACCAUUCUGUCAAAUACUAACCCCCCUUGCGCUACACGGGCCAGGAAAUGGCUUUGAUGUGUUUUUGUUUCGGUUACUUGGUAACAGCGAGGCUCGCGAGUCGUAAGAGCAGCAGUCUGUGGGAAGUGCCCGAGACGGCGCUGUAGAAAUGGUCUAAUGAUUAAGGAAAAAAAUAAAGGAUAACUCGUUUCUCAGUUAAAACGAGAGGAACUUCCCAGGAACAUUUUUUUUUUUUUUUUUUAAAUCGCAGUGUGUAAUUUACACAACAUUUAUUUCGACUUCGAACAAAGAGAAGAGCCCGACACGGUCCGAGCAGCGAGUAGGAAACCGACUCCACUUCGGCUCAAGCGCACAGAAACCCUUCCUAUUUGUUUACAUGUCGUCUUGAGCCAAAAUGGCGACGCUAGCGAAACGGCUGCCGGCCGGCCGCGUCCGUAUCCGAGGCGAGCUGCUGCUGUUUUCCUCUAACGGCAUGAGUUAAAGCAGUCCGCUGGGGGUUCGAGGGAAAGUCCAGGCGUGUCUAAGCAGGUUGCACAGCCCCGCUCUGCCUACUUUGCCGCCCGAGAGCCGCUGUGGUGAAGCCGUCCGACACGAUCCUUCGGCCCGCGGCGAGCUUGGGUAGAAGUCACGUGACCCGCGCAAAGCCCAGCUGCCCAAUUCCAAUAUGGUGGUCGGCUCGGCAGGCUUACGCUUCUUGUUGAUGAUACUGUGCUUCCGUGGCUUUCGGUCCGGCGCCUACGGCCAGCUGCAAGCCCCGCAGGUUCUGGGGCUGCGACUGGAGGAGCCCAGCGAAGGGGUUUAUAUGCGGGAGCGGGUGAUCACAGCGCCGUACGGAGCCUCUUUCAAGCUUCGCUUGUUCGGUCUCUUUCCGGCGAAUGGGACCGGGACCAGGACCACCACCACGACCACCUGGCCGUGGGUCGGGUUCGCCGUGUGCGCGGGCGCGGACGCGGACGGGAUCUCGGAGCAGGACCCGUGCGAGCAGGAGAAGAGCCGGAGCUCGGCCCUCUUCCAGGUGAGCGAGCGCUUAGACGCGGCUGAGCCUGAGGGUUAUAAUAAUUAUUAUCAUUAUGAUGGGGAGAACAGCAGCAGACUCGUAACCGUCACCGUGCGGACGAGGCGGGGACGCGACGACGGCGGGGACGGCGGCGGGUCCGAGGAGGGCAUCUACCACCGCGUGUGCGUCCUAGACGGGGCCAGGUGGGCUUCGGUGGGACGAGACAAGCUGCGGGCGGUGGGGGCGGGCGGAGAGACGCCGAGCGAUGAUGAUGACGACGACGCCGACGACGAUGACAUGAUCCCGACGUGGGCUCUGGCGGUGGCCGUGGUGCUCGUGCUCGCCGCGUGCGCGCUCCUGAAAAGCGUCAACCUGAGCCUGCUGUGGCUGGACCCCCUGGAGCUGUACGUGCUGCACAGCUGCGGCUCCGAGAGGGAGAAGCGGGCCGCGAAGCGCCUGGAGCCCGUGCGCAGACGCGGCAACCUGCUCGUGUGCUCGCUGCUGCUGCUGUGCGCGCUCGGGCACGCGGCGCUCGGCGCGCUCCUGCAGCGCGCCUUCGGCUCCGUGGCGCCCGCCGUGCUCGUGUGCGGCGCGCUCCUCUUCCUGGUGGCCGAGCUGCUGCCGCACGUCCUGUGCUCCGGCCACGGCUUCCAGCUCGCGCCGCGCCUCACGUGGCUGGCGCAGGUGUGCAUGGUGCUCACCUGCCCGCUCUCGUGCCCGCUCGGGCUGCUGCUCGACGUGGCGCUGCGUCGCGACGUGAGCACGUGCGGCGUGCGCGAGAGGACCAUGGAGAUGAUCCGCACGAACGUGAACGACCCGUACAACGAGUUCGUGAAGGAGGAGUUCAGCCGCGGCGCGCUGCGCAGCAAGACGGUGGAGGACAUCCUGACCCCGCUCAAGGACUGCUUCAUGCUGCCCUCCACCGCCGUGCUCGACUUCAACACCAUGUCGGAGAUCAUGCAGAGCGGCUACACGCGCGUGCCCGUGUACGAGGACGAGCGCUCCAACAUCGUGGAGAUCCUGUACGUGAAGGACCUGGCGCUGGUGGACCCCGAGGACUGCACGCCCAUGAGCACCAUCACCAAGUUCUACAACCACCCGCUGCACUUCGUCUUCAACGACACCAAGCUGGAUGCCAUGCUGGAGGAGUUCAAGAAAGGUAACUCGCACAUGGCCAUUGUGCAGAAGGUGAACAACGAGGGGGAGGGGGAUCCAUUCUAUGAAGUUCUGGGAUUGGUCACGCUAGAGGACGUCAUUGAGGAGAUCAUCAAGUCAGAGAUCCUAGAUGAAUCUGAUGGCUACAUGGAGACGAAGGUGAAGCGUCCCCUUGCUCCUCUGGAGAUCUCCCUGGAGCCGCGCUCCAGCCACGAGGAGUUCUCCCUCUUCAGGGUGUCGGAGGGCGAGCCGAAGAUCCGCACGUCGCCCCAGCUUUUGUUGGCCACUCAUCGCUUCCUGUCCCGAGAGGUGGAGCACUUCAGUCCCCACCGUGUUUCCGAGAAGGUCCUGUUCCACCUGCUCCGUCAUCCGAGCGUUAACCAGGAGGUGAAGUUUGACCCCUCCAACCGAAUGAGCCCCGAUCAUUACCUGUACACCCGCAACCACCCCGUGGACUACUUCAUCCUCUUGCUGCAGGGCCGUGUGGAAGUAGAGAUCGGGAAAGAAGGCUUGAAGUUUGAAAACGGAGCCUUUACCUACUAUGGUGUCUCCGCCCUGACGGCUCCCUCAUCAGUGCACCAGUCUCCUGUGUCCACUCAGCGUCGCUCCCCAAAGGAUCCCUUUGACCUUGGGGAGGCUGCCAGUCCCUCCAGCUACUGCCCUGACUACACCGUACGCGCUCUUACCGACCUGCAACUUAUACGGGUGACACGAUUGCAGUAUCUCAAUGCUCUGAUGGCAUCCCGGGUGACCCAGAGUCCAGACCCCCCUGAGAUCAAGAUCCUGCCUAACAGCCAGACUAAGCUGCUGAACGAGAGGAACACUAACAUAGGUGGAAGCAGGAGCAUGGAGAACACAACAGAAGGGGAAAGUCACGGAUAGACCAACCUGUCGAAUCCGAGCCCCACUUUUACCCAUCCUGUCCCCCCAAAAUGUUAUCUGUACACCUCCGGCUGAGGAUUUUUAGAAUUUAAGUAUUAUUUUGUCACACACAGAGGCGGCUGGUCACGGGAUGACCCGUGCCCUCUCGCGCCGGAUGCUCUUUUGCCAUCGGUUACUCAGGAGUGGGGUGGUGGUGGUGGGAGGUUUGGGAUUUCUAGGCCACAGAGUUCAGCCCUGGAUUUCUGUCUGCCCGCUCCUUCCCAUGAUGCGUACGUAGAGGUGUUUCCUCGCGCCAGCCGAUUUGUGCAGACUUAAUGUACUACGGGGUGGGCAAGCGAUGGUUUUGCCCUAUUCAGUCGCUGUUGAAACAAGACAAAAUUUCAGGGGACAGAAAAGGAACCUACUUCUCACUACUGGCUUGUUGAAUGGCAACACGAUCUGCUCGUUCCCCUUUCGCCGCUGCACUGGGCAUCUUCUCCGGGACCGGCGUCCCUCAGUCUGUCUCUGUACUGGAAGGCACGCCAUCGGAGCCCUUCUGCAGGCUUUAGUUCGGCCUCCUGGCGCACUCGGGUGCGGAGUUUGGAGAUGCGAGCAGGAACUCACAUAUGGGUGAGGAAAACAAACAGUGCGUGUCUGACAGCGCUCCAUAAAGCUGCAUCGGCGGCUCCCUUGCUGAAGUGACCAGCGUGUGUGUGUGUGUGUGUGUGUGUGUGUGUGUGUGUGCGCGCGUGUGUGCACGUGCGCGCGUCAGGUAAUACUUAUCUGUCCUGACUGCAGAUGUGCCACCGCUGUGUUCAUCACGCCCAACAUCACUUUUAAUCCAGAUCCCCCCCCCAGGAUCCUCCAAACUUUCCAUACUUCCCUAUCGGCAUAGACUGUGUGUGUGUGUGUGUGUGUGUGUGUGUGUGUGUGUUGAGAACACAUCAGGGACUGCUGGCCAACAUAGCCAUCCAUCCAUCCAUCAAAAGAAGAUGCACAAUAAUAUUGUGGCCAGUGGCAGAUUUUCA
This is a messenger RNA of Scleropages formosus (Asian bonytongue), 4160 nucleotides long. It is a transcript of the gene cnnm3, whose product is annotated as cyclin and CBS domain divalent metal cation transport mediator 3. Gene Ontology annotation, cellular component: plasma membrane. Gene Ontology annotation, molecular function: transmembrane transporter activity. Bases 784 to 3153 code for a protein of 789 amino acids. The transcript has 8 exons. The record is from RefSeq and is a predicted model, not a curated record. Gene Ontology annotation, biological process: transport; magnesium ion homeostasis. NCBI's taxonomy places the organism in Eukaryota, Metazoa, Chordata, Actinopteri, Osteoglossiformes, Osteoglossidae.